AUGACUGAAUACAUCGAAAAGGACGUUAUGAUGUCAUUGAGAAAUUUCAAAAAUUUGGUUGCAAAUUUUCUUAAAUUAGACAAUACUAUGAAAAUAGGGAAAAAAGGCGAAUUGGAUAUGAGUGAACUUUGUGAAAGAUUUCGCGCAACUAUGCGGAAAGAUGUAAAUUUCAAAGAAUUAUCCAUUCAAAUGGGAAAAAAAAAAGAAGUGGAAGCCAAAAGCAACGAUUGCAAAAAGAAGAAUAGAAGGAAGGAUGAGAUUAAAUCACCAGAACAAGAGCCGCUUUGGUUUCGAUCAUCUGUGAAACAGAUUACCUGUGACGAUAAAUAA
This is a messenger RNA of Loa loa (African eye worm), 330 nucleotides long. RefSeq lists its product as hypothetical. Bases 1 to 330 code for a protein of 109 amino acids. NCBI's taxonomy places the organism in Eukaryota, Metazoa, Nematoda, Chromadorea, Rhabditida, Onchocercidae. The transcript is spliced from 4 exons. The record is from RefSeq and is a predicted model, not a curated record.